GUUAAUAGUGUUGGUUCGAGUUUUGCCGGGAAACGGGUUAGACACACAUUGGAGCUGUUGUGUGGUUGAAUUACAUAUUGUGCAAUAAAGACAAGACAAACAAAGAAGUCGUAUGAGCCUACAUUUCUGGGAUUAUUACAGGAUCAUAGCUUCUAGCAAGGUGGUUGUGCCGUUGAAUGCAGCAUUUAUAGCUCUAUUUUCGUAACACAGUGACGUUACAGUAGUUCAAUAAAUACUAACUUGUGUGUUAAAGUAAUUUAAAUACCAAAACAAAAACAAUAAAUGGUAUUACUUACUUUCAGUCGUUAUUCCUUCGAUGCUGAAUUGUUUCUUCCAAACGAAAUCAAGUCACAUCCGCCCACUAAAUGCGCAUGCGUGUUUUCCAGUAAGAGCAAAUAUGAUUGGACUCAUGGGGCGCCGUGCCAAAUCUCGCGAGAAUGUUGUUGAGACAGCUCCACAUCUCAGAAUUUAGAUAAAGUUGAUUUUCUCCUUAUUUGUCCAUCUGAAAAUAGCCAUUUUUGGCUAUGUGUAACUUUCAAAGGAAGACAAUUCAGAAAAUUCACGCUUUGUAUCAGACAGCAGCGGACAUCACGCGUUGUUUGCCAUCAGUUAACGUCAGAAGAAGAAGAAGCGGGAAAACAGUAGGUGGCGUAACAUUUUAACGUUGUCUGCGCCAACCUUAAACUAAAACGAAGAAGAAAAAGAAAGAGAAGAAGAAAGAAAAGAAGAAGCGGGAAAGUUUUUGGAAACGACGACCGCAACGCCUGCGCCAUGAGCCUUGGAGAGUUCCAUCCAUCCAUCUAUUUUCUACUGCUUCUCCCUUCCGUGUCGUGGGGGGUGCUGGAGCCUAUACCAGCUGCGCUCGGGCGGAAGGCGGGGUACACCCUGGACAAGUCAACACAGAUCGACAGACAACAUCCACACACUCGCGUCAAUUUAGUGUUGCCAAUCAACCUAUCCCCAGUUUGUGAUCCAAAAUUUGUUUUUUCAUUAACAGGAUGGACAAAAAGAAAAUGACAACAAAAAAGAGGCUAAGAGUUCCCACAAAGAAAAUGAAGGACCUGCAUAAUUCUCCUCCCCCAAAUGAGCAAUCUGGGUGUUUGGCAUUCGUCAGACGGGAGGACGGUUAUACCAGCAAAAUCUUUACAGGAGCAGACAUUUUGUCAAUAUAUGAAGCUCCUGUGCAGAUCUUAGAUCUUAGAACAGGAGAUUCUGUUUUAGCAAAGUGGUCAGAUGGUAAAUUUUAUAGGGCAACUGUUGAAUAUAUUUCAGAAAAAGAUCAGACUCAGUCACCAAAAGGCUGCCAAACUCCACAGGAGUCAUUUUUAAAUAUGUUGGAAGCCAAUGAGCCAUCACACUCAACAUCAGGGUCUGACACCAUUACAGUAGAUCAGAACCCACUGUCUGAACAUGAUAGUAUCACAGCGCUGAAUCUACCAAGUGAUGGGGAACUUGUAACAGGCAGCAACACUGUUGGACCACCACCACCCUAUAGGUUUACCAAAGAGGGAACCAUCGGUCCAUCACCCUACAGCGGCAAUACAGCCAUUCCAUCACUGUAUGCCCUCCACAUCAAUUGUCAAUUUCCCUAUGGGGGCCAUACAUCUAGCCUACCACCGUAUGGCCUCAACAUCAAAGGUCCAUCUCCCUACGAAGACCAUGCAUCCUGCCCAUCACUGCAUGACUUCAACACCGCUGGCCCAUCACCAAAUGUCUACAACACCUCUGGUCCUUCACCCGGCGUACACAAUCCACCUGACAAUAAAAACCCAGCUUUCCUGGCACCGGACAGGAGAGAUGCAGGCAACCCAUCUGUCGAGGACACUAUCUCAUAUCGACCGCAGGCAAAAAAAUCAUGGACGGCAUGUGAUGGAUGUAGGAAGGAGUUUGAAAAAAUCCUGCGAGGAAAGCAACGAAUCAAAGAAGUCCUCUUGAAAAUAGAUCCGGGCCAAGUCAGAGUACACCAAACUCUCUGCGACCUGGAGACAAAUACAGCGAUGGCCCUCCUCAACAAUCGGGCCAGCAGGUGCUCUUUCCUGAGAGCGGCGUAUUCAUAUCUUCGUUCCGCCUUGCUGCCAAACAAACCUGCAGGAACAGGAAAGCGCAACCUUGACCGGAAAAAAGUUGAAGGAAUCCUAACGUAUGUCCUGAGAUGCGGUACCCUUCCUGAUUGGGACAAUAUUGAGGAGGCCAAGCUCAAGAAAGCUUUGGUAAACAAAUGUCGGGCCAGAGCAGGUUUUAAGUAGGCCCUUGUACCUGCCAAGUUCAUUCUGGGGUAGGAUGUUUCCUUUGUAAACAUGUUAAUAUUUUGGUCUGGGGUUGCACAGUAUAUAUAGUAUAAAAUUGCCAUAUGAUGUAGCUUUUAGUACCACGUUAUACUGUGACAAUGCAUAUUGAGCUGUGCUGUGUCUCGCAAAUUUGGCACCGAUGCAACCUCACUAACAAGCUAGCGGCUAAUAUCCCUUCACAGUGCAAAGCUGUUUCCAAAUAAAAAAAUAAUACAACUGGAAAUGACGCAGUAUGUUACUGCUUACAUAAUCAGGUAUAUUAGUAGUAAUAGUAAUUCAGUGUUUGUAUUUGAGUGGGCCCCAGACCCCUCUGUAGUGAAAAAGUUGGUCGGGCCCCGAGGUAAAAAAUGUUAAGUAUCCCUGGUUGAUGUGUGAUUAUUUUUUGUAUGUAGACCAGUUCUAAACAGCCCGGUUACAAUUUUAUAAAAGUAUUUCAGUUUUUGCUUGGAAUAUUUAAAAAAUGGAAAAUGUUGUCAUUUACUCACCCUCUUACUGAGAUGAAGUCAAGUGGGUUUUUUUUAACUACGGUACAUGGUUUGCGCAACAAGGAGUUAAAAAAACUACACCUGACUUUUUCACGUGUGGGGCGGUAUAGCUCGGUCGGUAGAGCGGCCGUGCCAGCAACUUGAGGGUUUCAGGUUCAAUUCCCGCUUCCGCCAUUCUAGUCACUUCCGUUGUGUCCUUGGGCAAGACACUUUACCCACCAGCUCCCAGUGCCACCCACACUGGUUUAAAUGUAACUUAGAUAUUGGGUUUCACUAUGUAAAGCGAUUUGAGUCAUUAGAGAAAAGCGCUAUAUAAAUAUAAUUCACUUCACAACAACAAAGUGAGUACUUGUGGUUAAAUUAAUUUAUAUUUGUAUUUGUUUUAUUUUUUGUAUGUUGUUUUCUAUGUUUUAAUUAUUGUGAAUGUCAAUAUGUACAUUAAGUUUGUAAUAAUUAACUACAUUUAAAUUGUUGUAUUUAAUCUAUUUUUAUAUCUUAUGUUUUGUAUUUUUGUAUAGCCAAAUAAAGUUAUACACCUUUCAAUAUUUGAGUAUUUUUUGUACUGUUAUUUCUAAUUAAGUCAGAUAAUUGAA
Molecule: messenger RNA, 3366 nt
Organism: Entelurus aequoreus (snake pipefish)
Lineage: Eukaryota; Metazoa; Chordata; Actinopteri; Syngnathiformes; Syngnathidae
Exons: 7
Coding region: 999-2246 (415 amino acids)
Source: RefSeq, a predicted model, not a curated record